CCUCCCUUAAAGCAACUGUCAAGCGGCUCUCCUUUUCUCCUCCACUCCACCGUCUCUAGGGUUUAUAAGGAUUCUCAACCAAACUCCCUCCCUUUCUGAAGAUUUGAAAAUCAGUUACCGCUGAGGGAGAGAGAGAAUGGUGGGAGAAGAGCAGAAAGAGGAGAAAGAGGGACUGAGCCCAUGGGUGCAGCAUUCGACGGUUAUAAGCAUCCCUCGCUUCGAUUACAAGGCUCCUUCUUCCCUCAUCGACCACUCCCAUUGCGGCUUCCUAAUCACCUGCACCAUCAAACGGGAGAAAAGUGCCACAAAAGAAGCCAUUUCCAUUCUUGAAAAGUACAUGGGCUCUUUGGCUAGUGAUGGCUUUGAAAGGUUGAAACCGGCUGAUGCAAAUGUUACUGCAAAAAGGAGGAAGAUGUGCUCUGAGGAAAUAGAUGGGGAAGGUGUUAAGAUUGCAGAAAGCAAGGAGGUUGCCAAUGUUUUAGGGACUUCAGCAGGUGAGGUCGCAAAAGAAACUCCAUCUGCCAAGACAGAUGCAGAUGUGGAAAUAGGUUCAGUUCUCUCAUUGGUGAAGCUAACUAGGAGCGGGUUGCUUCUCUUCACUUUCUCAAGAAAUAACUACCAGCAUACUGUUGAUAUUUUGUCAAAUAUUUUUCACUCUCUGGGUUCUGGAAGCUUAAAACCUCCACUCUGGUGUCAUCGUAUUCUCCCUAUUCAGGCGACUUGUAGCCUGAAGGAGAAGGAUCUCCAUGAUGCUAUAUCAAAGCUUGUCCAGGAAUACUUGGACGAUGAACGGAAUAAACAUGAAAGGCCUAUCAGGUUUGCGGUUGGAUAUAAUAGAAGAGGCAUUGAUGAGACAGAGAUGAAGAUUCAGAAAAAGAACCCAAAGGAUUCUGAUGAAUUGACUUUAUUGGACCGAAAUAAAUGCUUCAGCGUUGUGGCUGGAGCAGUUAAAGAUGUUGCAGCUGAUUCUGUUGUGGACCUUAAAUCUCCUGAGCUUGCUGUGCUUGUUGAAUUGCUCCCCCUUUCUGGGGUACCCAAUGGAUCGUCAGUCGUUGCACUCUCGGUUCUUCCGCACAACCUCGUCACUGUCAAGCCUCGGCUCUGUGUUAAACCACUGGUUUCAGAUAGUAAAACUAUAGAAGGAAGGAAUAAAAAACGGUAACAAGAUGAUUGAUGUUCUCAGACCAUUCCUGACAAGAUUCAACCCCGGCGAGUGCAUCACCAGGCUACAAUGGCAGCAAAUGUAGUUUCUUUAUUUUGAAAUGGCAAUCGUGGGUCUGAAUGGAUCAAGCUAUUCCUGUGAUUUCUUUGCAUGAAAUUCUGUUAGCUGGUGAAUGCCCAGGGGAAGUGGAGAGAGCGAUAUUAAGGUUGCAUUUCCAACAAUUAUUAGCUGAAGAUGGGUGUAAUUGAAAUUGAUAGCUGGGAUAUUGGAGGUUUCAAUCUUGACCCUGUAUGUACUUGAGGCAAUAAUAGAUAUUGUCGGUUUUAAUGUGUCCUGUCCCUGUUAAUAUGAUAAGAUAGCAUGGUUUUAUAGGUUGUUUUUCUAAUGUAAAAACUGUGGCUGUAUGUGUUAUUUUA
This is a messenger RNA of Magnolia sinica, 1578 nucleotides long. RefSeq lists its product as uncharacterized. The record is from RefSeq and is a predicted model, not a curated record. The coding region runs from base 137 to 1162 and encodes 341 amino acids. NCBI's taxonomy places the organism in Eukaryota, Viridiplantae, Streptophyta, Magnoliopsida, Magnoliales, Magnoliaceae. The transcript has 7 exons. Gene Ontology annotation, biological process: tRNA modification. Gene Ontology annotation, molecular function: RNA binding.